AGUAGACAUUGUCCAGGGGACGAGCGUGACCUGCGCAUGUGCUAAAGGGAGAAAACAUCCAGAUUUGUAGAAUCUCGAUCCCAGAUGCGUCUGAACAGUGGCGGGUCCGUAUCGGAGUACAUGUGACCACUGAGUUGCACUGCAUUGCAUUUCACCUGAUUGUCGACCAGGGGGAAACCUUAAACCCUAAUUUUCUUGGACAUCGAUCGAGUUUGGUUACGUGCGGAUGUGAGCUUGUAUGGGGAGAUCGUGAGAAAUCCAAAAUGAGCUCUGAUUCUUCAACUCCGCUCUCCGAUAUGGCCCAGAUGACGGAUGAUGACACGCAGUCAAGCUUAGAGAAAAUAAAGAAGCGUCUUGCGAAUGCUUCUACCAGUUGCAUCAUGGAAGGCUCUCUGUUGAAGAGAUCUGAAACUCUGCGGAAGUGGAACCAACGUUGGUUUACUCUGGAUCCAGCAACUGGAAAGAUGGAAUACAGGUUCCAGCAAGGCGAUUCAUCUCCAAGGGGGUUGAUACACUUUGAACCGGAGAGCACAAUAACAUUGUCCCCAAUCAACUUUCAUGGACUGAGAAAGUACGAUGGUUGCUGCUUUUAUAUCGGUUCUCCUCAAAAGAAGGAGUAUUAUCUGUGUGCAGAGACUCCAACCAUCGCCCGAGCCUGGGUUUCAACGUUGAGAGCGGCAGCUCUAGUUUUGAAGGCACACAAGGAAGCAGUUGAUUCUUUGAGUGGGAACGGACAUGCAAAACUGGGAACGGUUGCUGCGGUAGUUGCAGCAGCCAAUGCCACCGCUAGGGAGGGAAUGAAAGAGAUGCAUAUGUCUCUGAAAGAAGCUGUAAAGCCAAGUCCUCCUCAGCUAAGCCAUACGCUUACAGAUGAUAUGUCAAACGUCAUGAAGGAAACUUUGAGAGUUAAGGAUGAGGAGCUGAAUCAAGUUGCGAGAGAUUUGAGAGCUCGUGAUUUCACUAUAAAGGAAAUGGCGGAUCGUCUCUCCGAAACUGCUGAGGCUGCCGAGGCAGCUGCAUCAGCGGCGAGGGCCAUGGACAAGGAGCGAAAAAGCGCCCAAGCGGAGUUAGAGCGUCUGAGGAAAGAGUUUGACGACAGGUUGUACCAUGCUGCUCGUGAGGUCAGAGCAGGAGAAGAAAGACUAAACGAGGCAAUGAAAGCUAGAGAUAAUGCCCUACAAGAAGCUCAGAGAUGGCGAGUUGAACUUGGUAAAGGGAGAGAACAAAUUGUCAUGAUGGAAGGGGCCUGCGUGCGGGCCGAAGAAAGUGCCCGAAGAGCAGCAGCAGAUGUUGAGGAGAAGGUCAGACUUGCCAAAGCGAGUGAGAUGGCAGCGUUGGCGGCAAAAGAGGAAGCCUUUCACCUUGCAAAGCAGUGGCAGGCACAAGCUGAAUACUACCGUGACCAGGCUGCCAGGUAUCUAGCAAUACUGCAAGAACGGGAUGCGCAAGCACAGGCUCAAACGGGGAAGAAAGAAGAAGGCAACAAUGUGGAGGUAUCAGAAAAAUCUGAUACGGAAACGCCUGUCGGGGUUUCAACACCUGAUAGAAAUAAUCCAUCGUUUGUCGAUACGGGGGUGGACGAGGAUGAUUUAAUCUAUAAUCCUAUAACUCCCGAAUUAUUAACUGCUGGUUCUGGUUCUGCCUAUUCGGAUACCGAACCUACUAUGGAUCCUGAACUGGAAGCUCCUGUUCCAGCAACUGUUGACACGGUCUCCACUGUUGACACGGAGAUCUCGAAGUCUCCGGCGGUUGAGAAUGCGACAGAGGUUUUAAACACAGCACCCUCUGAAGUUGUUGCGCCAGGAAUUUCAGUGACUGAACUGUCCACACCCAACUCAGGGCUCCCGUUAGAGGUUCCGCAGCUCGAGGAACAUUUGGUAUCCAGAUCGGAAUCAAAUUUUGUGACACCUGUUCCCAACGAAGUAUCUACACCCCAAACCAGUGGUGAAACCAUAGACAUACAAACGGGCAGAAAUUGAUUUGUUUUGUAGGUAGUAUCCAUCGUCAAGACAUUGGCCUCAUAUGGGGCAAGAGCUGUACAUAUCCCGGUGGCUUUCCUGAUGAGCCGAUUCGUGAGUUGCCUUGCGUACUGCGUACGUUUGCCUGUUCCCUCCGUGGACGGUGCAGCAUUCUCUUAAAGGCUGGUCAGAUUUAUAAACUACAGCGGUCAUGGGAGCUCCACGAUAUAUAUAUUUAUAUGACAGGGUAAAAGCUGGUGUUACCAGUCAACCUGUGACUUGGACAAGUUUGCCAAAAAGUUUUCUAAAGCUGUUCAAUGCUUGCAACAACCACAAUUCUACUUCGAUGACAAUCAAACCGUGGUAAGGGCUGCAGCCGUCUAUGGAAGUUCAAAGAAUCACAGGGUUCAUUGAAGAGAGAAACACUGCUUUUUAGACAUUGGUCUUCUCGAAUAGGGAACUGUGUUCAAUAGACUAGGUCUUGGAAUGUUAGGAGUAUCCGUUGGUUAUCCAUGUUUCACAUGAAGUGAUUCAGUAAAAGGUCUGUUAGAAGGGUAGUCCUUGACAAGUUGCCUUCAUGUGGUAAAACUUGUCUCAGCUGUGGGGUAUUUUAACCUAUUGAGACGUGCAGGUUUCUUUUGCUGUGCGAUUUCUUCUAAUGUUGUUGAUGUCAAAGUGAAAACAGAAGUGCAGAAAAGUUUGGCCGCGGGACUAGAAAGUCCCGGAAUAGUUGGUUCCCCGCCAACUGACUGCUGUCUUGUGUCGAGUUGCGAUUGCAGUAAAAUUGUGGGAUACUACACACCUGUUGGUGACCACGCUG
Marchantia polymorpha subsp. ruderalis is the source of this 2778-nucleotide messenger RNA. NCBI's taxonomy places the organism in Eukaryota, Viridiplantae, Streptophyta, Marchantiopsida, Marchantiales, Marchantiaceae. The record is from the annotation of a GenBank genome assembly.